AUGGCGAGAAUAAUCGAGAACGAUGACGGAAACUCCACCGGCGUCAAAGUGAAACGUUUUCCCGCCGGCGCCUUGCAAGCAGUAACCACUCUGUUGCUUCUAUGCGCCAAACAAGCAAUUCUGGUUUCGAAAAAGUUGAAAAGCAAUUCAAGGAUUUCUCAGGGGGCACCGAAGAAAAUCAUCUCCUCCAUAAGCAACAAAGCGAUCAAGUUGCGCCACCGCAAGAAGAAGGCCGGAGAAAAAGGUGCAGAGUACGGUGACGACGGAGUGUGGCGGAGGGAGAUUCUGAUGGGGGAUAAAUGUCAACCGCUGGAUUUUUCUGGCGUUAUUUAUUAUGAUAAAGACGGGAACGUCCUGAGUGAGUUGCCGAUGCGAUCCCCGCGUGCAAGUCCGUUUCCGGGAUACGCCUGUACUUCUCCGACGAAGUCCAGUUGGACGUCACCGGCGCGACGAGAAUUACCGUCCCAGUGA
This is a messenger RNA of Cynara cardunculus var. scolymus (artichoke), 471 nucleotides long. RefSeq lists its product as uncharacterized. The coding region runs from base 1 to 471 and encodes 156 amino acids. The record is from RefSeq and is a predicted model, not a curated record. Lineage: Eukaryota; Viridiplantae; Streptophyta; Magnoliopsida; Asterales; Asteraceae. The transcript has a single exon.